Molecule: messenger RNA, 3349 nt
Organism: Bemisia tabaci
Lineage: Eukaryota; Metazoa; Arthropoda; Insecta; Hemiptera; Aleyrodidae
Gene: Gar1
Product: Gar1 ribonucleoprotein
Biological process (GO): ribosome biogenesis; snoRNA guided rRNA pseudouridine synthesis
Cellular component (GO): box H/ACA snoRNP complex
Molecular function (GO): box H/ACA snoRNA binding
Source: RefSeq, a predicted model, not a curated record
CGUUGCCGGUAUUAUGAGUUGAGGUUAGGUCGUAAUUUGCAGGCAAUCAUUCACACACGUGGUUUUCUCAAUUGAAAGUUUUCCAAUCUUCUGUGUUUUCUUUCAAAUUUCGAAAUGUCCUAUGGUAAUUCACGGGGCGGUGGGCGCGGCGGAUUUGGACGAGGAGGUGGUGGAGGUUUCCGAGGAGGCAGAGGAGGAAGAGGAGGAGGUAGAGGAGGUUUUGGUCGGGAACCAGAAGGUCCACCGGAAGAGGUAGUGCUUCUUGGACACUUCAAAUACCCUUGUCAAGAUGAUAUAGUUUGUAAAGUACAAAUGGAAGAUGUACCAUUCUUCAACGCGCCAAUCUACCUAGAAAACAAACAGCAAGUAGGCAAAAUUGAUGAAAUAUUUGGCAGUUUGCGGAAUUAUUUUGUUUCUAUCAAACCCAUGAAUGAGAUCAAAGCAAAAUCUUUCAAGGAUGGUGAUGAGCUGUAUAUAAAUCCAGCGAAGACACUUCCUCUGAAGAUGUUCCUUCCAGGCAACGAAAAGAAGCGAGGAGGUGGAGGAAGAGGAAGAGGUCGCGGAGGUCCUGGUGGCGGCAGAGGUGGUUUCGGUGGCGGUAGAGGUGGUUUCGGUGGCCGAGGCGGUGGUGGAUUUGGUGGCCGCGGUGGAGGCAGAGGAGGUUUUGGUGGACGUGGAGGUGGCAGAGGAAACAGCUUCGGGGGCGGAGGAAGAGGAGGUGGUAGGGGAGGCUUUGGAGGUGGAAGACGCUUUUAAGUAUCUCCGAAGAAACAAUGGUCUCCUCUUGUUUAAUUUUUUUCAAUUACUCAGAACAGCUUUUUGUCAUUAUGGUAAUGAGGGUAUUAGAGUCAUCAAGAAACCAAGUGAAUUAGUACUUUUGAAAAGGGCGGAAGUCCAAUUUUUCAAACUGGUUUUUUUUUUACAUUUUUGAUGCUCUUUCUACGUCACAUCUGCAAUUUUUGAAACAGACAAACGCUGCUUUCUCGGAUAAUAUGGUAACCAAAUAAGAGAGUUUAAAAAUGCAACAAAAAUUAUUUUGAUAAAUGGACUUCCGCCCCUUCUAAUGUACUGAUUCAAGUGUGCUCUACACCAACCAAGACAGGCUUUUCUUUCAUUAAAUUCAAGAUGACUCCUCAAUAACAGGAGUGAUUUUAAUGUAAUAUAAUUGAUCAGUGAGUCCAUUUUUCAAGCGAUAGAAAUCUGCUUUAAUGACUGAAUAUAGUGUAAAUUAAUACAAAAAAAAUCAAAUAUGUUCAUAACCCAAAUUCAUUACGUAUCUGCUUAGUAAUUACUCAGUUUUUGUCAUUCGACAAUAACCAGUGGAAAUUCUAUUUAUGGCUGUUGACAUUUUUUGCUAAUUGUAGAAUUACACCAUUCAAGUAUGAGUUUGCGAUAUGCACAACUGAUGCACUGUUUCAGAGGUACUAAAAUAAUUUAAUUUCAAAAAUGGAAACCUAUAAGCGCUUUUAGAAAUCUGAUCAAGUCUAUGUUCGGAAAUGUGACGGCAUACAAAUUCUGAUAAUAUAGAAACGAUAAGAUGGUAGAAAAGGCCAAUGCCUACCAUAAAUCUUGUUGAAUGAUGAUUAUUUUUGUAUUUAUGUGUGUGUGUGUGUCACACUUUAUUUGGCUAGAAUAUGAAGAAUCUUUGUUGAUUGCCUACUGAAUCUUUUUGUAAGAGCUGAAUGUAGUCUAAAUUACAUUCCGAUCGCAAAAAUUCUCAAAUUUGAUGUGUUUGUGUAAUGCUAUUAUUAAGGAGCGACAGCAUUUCUUUCUUACUUUCAAAGAAAAGUAUUAUUUUUGUGUUGCUUUCUCCAAAUAUUUUGUUAAGGACUUUUCCAUCACUCUUGAGGGAACCAUCAGUGAUAUUUAAGAAAUACCAGCGGCUUGAUUGUUGAAUCGUUAUCUAAUGACCUUGAUCGAUGAAAAGCAUCGUUGACAUAUAGAUUUAUCGAUCAGGACCAUUCCAUAACGAUCUAAUGAUCAAGCCGUAGAAAUAAAACGUGGCGCUAUUAAAUAGAGAGAAUGAUAGUGGAUCUCUUGAGUUUUCCCAUAACAUAUUACAUCUUUCUGUUCUUUGGACGGAAAUCUAUGAAUGGUAUGCCAAAUUUUUAAUAAAUGAAAAUAGUUUUAAAUCCAUGAUGACUUAAAUAUACGAAUGAAGGCAAAUUUCGGUGGUCAAAGAAAGAGAAAUAAUCUAAUGCUAUGUUCAAUGACUUCAGUCAACAUGCCCUCGUCCAUAAAUGUUAAAAGUAUGAGGGAACACUGUGAUUAAACUUGAAAAGUCCUAAUCUUUCAUGAAUUUGUCAAAUUUGAAUGGAAUGAGCCAGACUUUGUUUUUAUACUUUUAAUUUUCUCAAACGUUUGAUUUUUUUCACCGAGACAUGAACCUCUUAAUUUCCUACGAGUUUUCCCUAAACUACAAGGAACACACUCACAAAAUUUUAAGUUUAAACAUGGCUUUGUGUUCAGUUGAAAAAUUGAAACGGACAAAAUUAGGCAACAUCUGAUUCUAAGUAAAUCCGUCAAUUCGUAGCAAUACGAGCUAUAUAUUUUAUUUCAACCUCUGGCUCAGACUUCUUUUUUUACAAGUUAAAACCGUUUUAGUUAUUAAUUAUCGAAAGGAAUGAAAAGCUUAUCAGAGAGCUCCAGUCUUGAGUGAAUUGCCAGGGUGUCGAGCGAAUGGGAAAAAUCAGGGGAAACGUCAGGGAAUCUGCAAAAAUUCGGCAUGACAGGGAAUUUUAUUUUGCAAGCGAUUUUCGUGUCAGGAAAAUCGGAAUACAUGGAUUUUUCGGAAACUGUUUCGCAAAUUUUACUAUUACGGAGAUCUCUACUAGAACUACUGCUGAUGUCUUCUAAAUUGCAAAAAUGGGGCAAAAAUAUCUCGCAUAGGUUUAGGCACCAUAUAUUUUGCUCUAUUUAUUAUAUUUUAUUUUUAAAACAUGAUAAAAUUCUUACAUCUAAUCAGUUCAACCAUGUUGAAAAAUAGGGAAUAUUUUUCCUUUAUGGUCAAGGAAUUAUUUUUCCGUCUGUCAGGGAAUAAUACAUUUUUCUCCGGUUUUUUGGCCGUUUUUUUUUUUUUUUCAGGGAAAUGUCAGGGAACUGUUUUUUUUAAUAUUGCUAGACACCCUGUGGCCCUCAUGAAUGUUAUUUAAUUGUAAUCUUGUACCACGCAGACCAUAAUGGUCGGAUUAUUUUGAAAAGUCCAGGAAGCAACUUCUGCCAUGUAAAUAUUUUCUUUUUUUUUGCGAAAAGGCAGGCUCAUGUUUUUAUAUUGCAAGAAAUAAAUAUUUUGUUUCAGUUUCCAAUCUGAAAUUUUCUAAUUUUGUAAUAUAUAUUUAAUUCUUUUAAA